ACGUCAGUUCGACCGCGCGAUAUGCGCGAGUUGCACGAUUCCCGUCGGCCGUCGGCAGAAAAUCUCCGUCGCGAAUUCGCGCCUCGAUCGCUCGUAACUGGAGCGACUGGAUCAUUGAAAGUCAAUGUAACCGGCGAGAUUAAUUUACCGCGUACUCGCGUUCCCGAGCACCGAUCGUUUGCACGCGAGCACACAUCGCCCGGCGAUCCGGCGGAGUUCGGAGGAUCAUGGCUGUGAAAGAGUGGUUCAGGAGGCUGCAGCCGGUCCAGCUGUACCUGGUGCUGUUCUUCACCACGACUUUCUUCUUGGUCGAGAUUGUCGCCAGUCACGUGACCCACUCGCUGACUCUGCUCCUCAACGCGUAUCACAUGCUCUGCAACAUCGUGGCGCUAGUCGGCUGCAUCGCUUCGAUCAAGUACACCUACCGGGAGAAGUACAGCAGUAGCAGCGGCUGCAGUUCGCUGAGGAACUCGGCGAUCUGCAUCAAUGGCGAGGAGCAAGGUUCCGCCACGUCGUUGUCGACGAAGACGAAGGAAUCAUGGUCGGAUAGGCGGAUGAAGAAUACUUUCGGAUGGGCCAGAAUCGACAUCGUCACUAUGCUCGUCUGCUUCGUUUUCCUCGCCUCUUUUUGCUUCUCCAUACUGAUGGAGGCCUUGCAGACGUUGGUGCACAUCGAUCACCUGGACGAGAUGCACCACCCGUUGCCGGUGCUGUGCAUCGGCGCUUCCGGGAUUCUCCUCAACGCCGUCUGUUACAUCCUGAUCGGCGGGUUCACGUUCAACCAGGGCAUCUUCCUGCACGUCACGAAGAGCGGAGAUGUGAUACUCUGCAGAAAUGUGAGUUCACAAGAGGUGAAGGACGGCGAGCAGCAACUGUCAGCGCAGACUAGGCGAAGUCCCUUGGCGUUACCGAAAAGCCAAGGCUUUCGAGAAACGUGUCGCGAUAUUUUCGGCUGCGUCUUUGUCGUACUGGUGUCAAUCUUGGUCUACUUCACCGACUCCGGAGUGGCCAAGUAUAUUGACCCAGUCUUUGCCAUUAUUUCGUCGAUCUCUUUGUUUGUUCUGUGUUACCCAUACAUGAAAGAGUCGGGCUUGAUACUGCUGCAGACAAUUCCUAAUCAUAUCAAUAUCGAUUCUCUUAAGAGAGAAUUGUUGAAAGCUUUUCCGGGUAUAGUCAACGUUCAUGAUCUUCAUGUUUGGCAAUUAGCAGGUGACAAAAUAAUCUCCACAGCACAUAUAAUAUUUUUAAAUCCAAAGGUUUACGCCAGUAUCAAAGAUCAAGUCACUGCCUUCUUCUUCGAGAUGGGCAUUACUCAGGUGACCGUACAGCCGGAGUUUCACAAGAUGAAACCGCAUAUGGACAGGACUGAUUGUUUGAUUCGUUGCCACGGCGAGCACUGCAGUUCCUCGCAGUGCUGCUCCCGCGAGAACUUCCUCGAGGAGAGCAGCUGCAAGUCAGAGAAAGACGCGCACACAAUCAGCAGCAAGUACGAGAAAAAGGAGAUAAUACCGGCCUCGUCCACAAUCAAUCUGGAGAGGUUCACCGUCUACAAGGAAGAAAGCCCAGAACGACUUGUGAGCAAGACGAAACUCGAGAGACCUACACGUGACCCAACGUAUGAGAACACGUGUCGUACGGGUGACCGACAAAAGGAGCAAAGUACUCGAGAUAUCAGUACUGACAGUAGUUCCUGUGAGAGAGGUGAUAAUAUUACCGAUCGGACCUCCGCAACCGCCGACAACAACAUUUAGGUCGCAACGUCAUAUCUUAAACCACCGUAUCUUAAUUGUUGAGCGUCACUAAUUGUUAGAACAGAAAAUGGUCUUUUCUUUUAUUAUUACCGAGGCCGGAAACGGCUUUAACGGUUAAGCGGUUCGACGUGAAGACUGCAAGCAAUUGGGUAUUACUAUAUCUGUA
Harpegnathos saltator (Jerdon's jumping ant) is the source of this 1917-nucleotide messenger RNA. It is a transcript of the gene ZnT77C, whose product is annotated as Zinc transporter 77C. The coding region runs from base 228 to 1751 and encodes 507 amino acids. The transcript is spliced from 8 exons. The record is from RefSeq and is a predicted model, not a curated record. Gene Ontology annotation, biological process: intracellular zinc ion homeostasis; zinc ion transmembrane transport; detoxification of zinc ion. NCBI's taxonomy places the organism in Eukaryota, Metazoa, Arthropoda, Insecta, Hymenoptera, Formicidae. Gene Ontology annotation, molecular function: zinc ion transmembrane transporter activity. Gene Ontology annotation, cellular component: membrane.